CCAAUGUGGCAACAUCCUUCUGUUUGGUUGUGUUGUGAUUCGGUGUAUGUCGUUAGUGACGAAAAUUUUAUGUGUUAGGAAAUAGGAUUAAAGCAUCUAAUUUAGCAAUGGCAGACUUUGGAGAUGAGAGCACUGUGGCAGUGCCUGCCGUAGUUCCUGCAGCCUUUGUGCCCGAGAUGCCAGAAAUUAAACUGUUUGGAAAAUGGUCUUUGGAGGAAGUUCAGCUCAACGAUAUGUCUCUCCAGGAUUAUAUUGCCGUAAAGAAGAACCACUCGCGGUACCUACCUCACUCAGCUGGCCGGUAUUCUGCCAAGCGUUUCCGCAAGGCUCAGUGCCCCAUCGUCGAGCGUCUCACCAACUCGCUUAUGAUGCACGGCCGCAACAACGGCAAGAAACUCCUGGCUGUCAGGAUCGUCAAACACUCCUUUGAAAUCAUCCACCUUCUUUCUGGAGAGAACCCCGUACAGGUGGUCGUGAACGCCAUCAUCAACAGCGGUCCCCGUGAAGACUCGACUCGUAUUGGUCGUGCCGGUACCGUACGUCGUCAGGCUGUGGACGUCUCUCCCCUGCGUCGUGUCAACCAAGCCAUCUGGCUCCUGACCACCGGCGCACGGGAGGCUGCCUUCAGGAACAUAAAGACCAUCGCUGAAUGUUUAGCUGAUGAACUCAUCAACGCAGCCAAAGGUUCAUCCAACAGCUACGCCAUCAAGAAGAAGGAUGAACUCGAGCGUGUGGCCAAGUCCAACCGUUAAUGUCAAUAAACGGUCCGCUCUGA
Hyalella azteca is the source of this 775-nucleotide messenger RNA. RefSeq names its product 40S ribosomal protein S5. Lineage: Eukaryota; Metazoa; Arthropoda; Malacostraca; Amphipoda; Hyalellidae. Gene Ontology annotation, biological process: translation; ribosomal small subunit assembly. Gene Ontology annotation, cellular component: ribosome; cytosolic small ribosomal subunit. Gene Ontology annotation, molecular function: rRNA binding; structural constituent of ribosome; mRNA binding. The transcript is spliced from 4 exons. Bases 108 to 752 code for a protein of 214 amino acids. The record is from RefSeq and is a predicted model, not a curated record.